Mycena citricolor is the source of this 2379-nucleotide messenger RNA. The record is from the annotation of a GenBank genome assembly. Lineage: Eukaryota; Fungi; Basidiomycota; Agaricomycetes; Agaricales; Mycenaceae.
AUGAACUGGAAGCAGCACAACUUCGAUGGCUUCCAGGGACUGAAGGCAGGGAUCACGGCCAAGACCUUCUUGGAAGCACUGCAGAGGACUUUUGGGGACUCCAAUGCGGAACAAGUUGCCGCCACCCGACUCAUGGCCCUGCACCAAAACAAACGGUCCUUUGCAGACUACAUCUCCGACUUUGUGAUGUUGGCCGCGGAUGCGGGAUACAAUGUGGUCGACACCACCAAUGACAAGGGCGAAUACAAGAAGGGGGACCAAGACAAGAUCCUCAUUGAGUUCCUGGAGCGCGGACUCAGCAGCAAGAUUGCCAGUCGCCUCUACAACAUGGGUGUCCCUCUGCCCAAGGCCUAUGGAGCGUUCAAAGCCUGGUGCAUCAACAUCGAAGCCAAUGCUCUGCAUGACCAGCUACGCAAGGCAUCCUACGGGCAUCCCACAACACAACCACCUCCCCAAUUCCGCCCGCAGGCGGCUCCAACAAUGCCUACACCUGCUCCGGCACGACCCGCCACCAAUGAACCAGUUCCAAUGGAAAUUGACCGCACCAACGCCCGCGGCUGCAACAUCAUCUGCUACAACUGUCAGCAGCCUGGGCAUAUCGCGCAAAACUGCCCGGAGCCAAGGAAGAAGCGCACAUUCUUCAAUCGGGCCACAAUUCUAGAAGAGAUCAAGAACGGGGACAAGGACAACGAGUUCCUCAAGGAGAUUGCCAAGAAGCUGCGCAAGAAGGAUGCCGUCCAGAGGAAAUUGGUGGCCAAGAAGCAGAAGGGCCCCCAGCCCAGCAGAUUGGCACAGGAAUUGCGCAACUACCAGGCCAAAAGGAAGAGGCAUUUGAUGGACGUAUAUGUCCAGAUCAUGGGCCUGGACUUGGGAAAGACACGCGGAGUAAAGGCGCUGCUUGAUAGUGGCUGCAGUACCUGUUGCAUUGAUACCGACUACGCGCGGGCAGAGAAGUUGGAUAUCCAGGAACUCCCGCAGCCCAUUCUAGCUUGCAAUGCCGACAACACCGAAAACAUCAACGGUCGGAUCACACAUUACGUCGACCUGAGGAUGAGAAUUGGUCCUCAUGUGGAGACAUGCACGUUCCUUCUGACAUGUCUAGGGAAAGCUCGGAUCUUCAUCGGCCUGGAUUGGCUGAUGGAACACAACCCCGAGGUGGACUGGCGGGAGCAGACAAUGAGAUUCAGCCAAUGCCCGGAGCAGUGUCAAAUGAGGGCACACGAAUCCACCAUUUCGUACCGAUUCCCAUUGUCGUCUGGGAGUCCAUCCCCUCCCCCCAUCGUACCAUCGUCGCCCGAUCUGGCGCAUCAAAACCAACCCGGGCCCUCCGACCCCUACCUCGCCCUCCCACCGCCUGAAGACGAGAUCCCCGACCUCGACGAACUGCCCUCCGAACAACCACCCUUGCCUCCACCUCACACGCCUGCCCCUACCAUGUCAGGGCAUCACCGCAUCACCCUCGCCGCCAACCCCCCCUACUUCGAUGGCGACAAAUCCAAAUACCUGGGCUUUGUGGACGCGUGCACCACUUACAUCGGUGCCUAUCGAUCGGAGUUCUCACAAGAUGAGACCAAAAUCCUCUUUGUCCUCUCCUACCUCCGUAACGAGAACGGCACGAGCUGCGCUGCCUCGAGAUGGGCGAUGAACUGGAAGCAGCACAACUUCGAUGGCUUCCAGGGACUGAAGGCAGGAGUCACAUCAAAGAACUUCCUGGAGGAGUUUCAGAGGGCGUUCGGUGACUCCAAUGCGGAACAAGUCGCCGCUGCUCGGCUUAUGGCCCUGCGUCAAAACAAACGGUCCUUCGCGGACUACAUCUCCGACUUUGAGAUGUUGGCCGCGGAUGCAGGCUACAAUGUGGUUGACACCACCGACGACAAAGGCGAAUACAAGAAGGGGGACCAGGAUAAUAUCCUCAUCGAGUUCCUGGAGCGCGGACUCAGCAGCGAGAUCGCCAGCCGUCUCUACAACACCGGUGUCCCUCUGCCCAAGGCCUAUGGAGCGUUCAAAGCCUGGUGCAUCAACAUCGAAGCCAAUGCUCUGCGUGACCAGCUGCGCAAAGCGUCGUAUGGGCACCCCACACAACGACCAUCUCCCCAGUUCCGUCCCCAAACGGCACCAGUGGCGCCCACACCCGCUCCGGCCCGACCCGCUGCCAACGAACCGGUUCCGAUGGAAAUCGAUUGUACCCACGCCCGCGGCCGCAAUAUCAUCUGCUACAACUGUCAGCAGCCCGGGCACAUUGCGCGGAACUGCCCGGAGCCCAAGAAGAAGCGCACGUUCUUCAAUCGGGCCACAAUGCUGGAAGAAAUCGAGAACGGGGACAAGGACAACAAGUUCCUGAAGGAGAUUGCCGAGAAGCUGCGCGAGAAGGGUUUUUGA